Messenger RNA from Meira miltonrushii, 3026 nucleotides. RefSeq lists its product as uncharacterized. NCBI's taxonomy places the organism in Eukaryota, Fungi, Basidiomycota, Exobasidiomycetes, Exobasidiales, Brachybasidiaceae. The coding region runs from base 178 to 2937 and encodes 919 amino acids. Gene Ontology annotation, biological process: actin cortical patch localization; actin filament organization; endocytosis. Gene Ontology annotation, cellular component: actin cortical patch. The transcript has a single exon. The record is from RefSeq and is a predicted model, not a curated record. Gene Ontology annotation, molecular function: ubiquitin binding; phosphatidylinositol binding.
AUACAAAGUAUAACUAACAUGCUAAGCAACAACUUCCAUCACAAUAGACCACAUUCGAACAUGAUCAAUAUCCAUUAAGCUCAUUGUAAGCUUUUCAUCUUAUCACACGCAAGUCCUCACUAGCCCUUCCUCCACUCAAUCAUCUAACCUUUAUGCAUUCAUAAAGAAUUCACUGCCAUGCGUCGACUAUUUGCCAAACAGGCAGUCGUGACGCCUUUUGAAAAUUCAAAUACCAACGAAGAAGGAAGUGACUACAGGCAACAGCCAUACGAAUAUGCAGGCUCAAAUGAAGAUGUUGAUUGGCAACAUGUCCGUAUAUCACAAACAUCCUCAAACCGACAAUCAGAGCAACACAACAGCAACGUGAAUCCUCCUCAUAAACCUCUUCAAAGAGGUGGAAAGGCUGCUGCUUACCCGGUAUACGAAGAAGUGCAUUCUGGCUCAAAAGAAGAUGUAAAAAGACGAGGCAAAAGUCGUGAAGCCAAAAGACAGAAUAGCGUUGGACACAAUCGAGAUGCAGCAAAUCGUUCAAACGCUAAACUUCGCAAUAGCAGAUCUUACUAUGGCGAUGUCCAAUCAGAUCCUGCUCCUGCUCCUGAUCAUUUAGAAUACCAAAUGCAAGACUCUAACAGAAACGUUUAUGAGCAAAGCAGGUAUGAUCACAGUCAUGCUUCAGGUUACGGACCUCAAUCCGAUCAUCAGCAAUUUGAGCAAGUACGCUAUCCUGAAGCAAUGCCAAAUCCUCAUCAGGUAAGACGGGAAGACACUCAGCAACCUCAACAACAAGGAAAAAACUUUGCGGUGAAUCGUUCAAGUGAGAUACAAAGAGGUCUGCCUGCCGCUCAAGAGAUGGUAGAUGAGAGAUAUCAAUCAAACCGACAGCAUGACGCAGUCCCUGUAGAACGCUCGCAAGAUCGAUACGUAGACCGCGUGGAUGAUACGAAUGAGUCUAUGCCGUUUCGCGAAGGCAAGGGUAAAAUGAAGAAUUGGUUGAUUGGAUUGAAAGAGAAAAGAGACAAUAAAAAGGCAAAUGACAGACAUCAAGCUGAAUUCGAGGAACGUGACUCUCAAGACAGCUUACCCCGUCAGGAUCGAAAUGAUGAAGUUACCUACAAUGACAGUCAGCCCGCGAUUACCACUUCUGGACGAACAUCUCCCACGAAGAAAAAGCCUGAGAUUCAAGCACCGGCUUGGCUAGAUUGGAAAGGUAUGGCAAAAGGAAAAGAGAAAGGCGAAGAAGGGCUUAUAACGCAGCAGAUAGGUUGGCUAUGCGCACAAGAUGAGCAAUACUGGGAACAAGAUCAUCUCACACCUCUACUGUCAGCCGUCUCACACUCUGAAGCUGCGUCAAAAGAAGCAGCUAAAGCAUUGAAAAAGGAAAUCAAAAUGGGAAGCGAUUCUGCAAAGUACGGUUCAGUGAAGUUGAUGGCAAUCUUGUUCUUACGAACGGGCGAUCGAUUCAAGCUGCAAAUGGCAAACAAACGCUUCUUGGAGGUGAUUGAGGACGUAUAUGGAGAUAAACGUACAUCUAGCAGAAUGCGCGGUAGACUUUUGGUCGUUUGGAGCAUGCUUGCUCAUCAAUCACGACAAGAUGCCGAUCUUCAACCGAUCACAAAGAUGUUCAACAAGAUCAAACCGGUUGACAUGCCUCCAGAUGGCACACCUUUGGACGAAGAUAAUGAUAUUUUCCACACGCAAGAUGAAGCUAGGACAGAUGCAGUUUUGGUUACUAGCCAAGAGAACCUGAAUGAUGACCGGCCGGCAUCACGACCAGAGUUGCCUGCACGAGCCCAAAUAACGGAACCACGCGAUAUGAUGACAUCGUCUUUUGAAAGUGAUUUCGGACAACUCCAUUCAAGUCAAAGCGAAGCAGACCAUUAUGCUCAAUUCGCAGCUCAACAUGCAGAUGAUUUACAGAGACUACAUGAGGAGAGCAACGUAGCACGUGGUAAUGCACAAUUGUUAGCAGAGACUCUGAUUGAGGAUGGCUUGGAUGCACCACUUCUACCGGAAUUCUUGGAGAAAACAAAACUUUCACACGAAUUCAUCUCACAACAAAUUCCAUGGGCAUCCGCACAAGCAGAACAAGCGCGUAGUAUGCGAGAGACAAUGGAGGGCGAAGGUCAAACGAUGACAGAAGAGGAAAAGUUGUUGGAAGAUCUAUUGGAUGCUCAUGAAAAGAUAACGAAUGCGCAAAGUAUGGUGGAAGAAGCGCAAUUGCGAAGGCAAGAAGAGGAAGAAGAAGCACAAAUCCUUGAUCGAAGUAUGCGAGAAAUGCGAAUGGAUCGAAAUGCGCUAGUCACAGAUCCUGAAACUGGUCAUGUAUAUCACUAUGAUGAUGCGCAAGGUGCCCAUGCAUCUGCUUCAGGCUCACGAUCUGUAUCCCCUUCGCCACUGGCCGCCGCUUCUGGCAGAAAUGCUGUUUCUGCCUCCAAGAAUGGACUGUUGGCACCGCCUAUGCAACCGUCCAAAUCAUCUCAAUCAGUGCCAGAUGACACUAUUACUCAAUUCACUCAGCUUGACCUGAAUCGAUCUGCUACAACCAACAGCGCUCCAACAAAAGCACCUAGUCAUUCACGUGGUAAUAGUAUAACCAAUAGCGGUACGUUAGCUGGACCAAGGCCUAUGCAGACAAAUUCGCCAUUGAAGACAAAUACGACGUUGCCCAUGUCUGGCUACGAUGUACGAUCUAACAAUGAUGAAGCAGAUGAAAGUCUCGAUAUUACCACGCCAAUCGUACCAAGCGAGAAAGCACUCGGCAAACGUAGAGCAAUCUCUAUUCACGAAAGUUCACCUGUUGAUGAUCAUUCACCAAUGAACCCUCUACAAUCCCUCAGCGCUGCUUCUUCAAACGGACCACAAAACAGAAGUGCUUCACAAGACGGUGGCAGAGAAGGUGUUCUGCUUGCCCGUCCUCCACCUGCACUUCCAAGCUGAUCCUUGACCAUCACAUCAACCUGUAUAUUGUAUAAAUACCGUUUUCCACCUAUCAUCAUUUGUACACUAAGCUGCAAUACAUUUAUCAA